AUGAACCACUGCCACCAUCUAUCCAUCACACAAAAGCAUCAUCUAUCUAUCUAACCAGAGUGAUAAAAUGGAGGUGCAGGUGAAGAGGAGUUCGGUCGUGCCGCCGCCGCCGCGCGAGACGGAGGAGACGCCGCUCACCGUGUUCGAACUCGUCGCGCCGACGUACCACGUCACCGUCCUCUUCGCCUUCUCGCCGCCCAACCCGACCACCCGCGCCCUCCUCGACGCUCUCUCCGCCACGCUCCCGCACUUCCCGCUCCUCACCGCGCGCCUCGACCGCCGCGGCGCCCGUCGCCGCCCGUUCUUCGUCACGGGCAGAGGUGGCGCCGGCGCACUCGUCGUGGAGGCCGAGGUGUCGUCCGACCUCGCUGACCACCUCCCGCUCGCGCCGUCGCCGGAGCUCGCGCGCCUCCACCCGCCGGUCAACACGGACGCGCCGACGCCGCAUGUGCUGCUGGUGCAGAUCAACCGCUUCGCGUGCGGCGGCCUCGUGGUCGUCUCGUCGGCUCACCACCAGGCCGCCGACGGGUUCUCCAUGAGCACCUUCUUUCACGCCUGGACCGACGCCGUCCGUCGCAACGGAGCUCCGCUGCUUGACCGACCUGUACCGUACGGCCCCGGCGCGCUCUCGCCGCGCCGGCCGCCGCGGUGCGAGUUCGAGCACCGCGGCAAGGAGUUCUUGCCGCACGACGGCGUCACGAGCAGGCAAGGACAAGGCGCCGACACCGGCGCCGUCCGCAUCGACCCUUCCGAGGUCGCCAACGUGCUGCUGCACUACCCGAGCGAGUUCGUCGCCGAGCUCAAGCGGCGCGCGCAGGGCAAGUACACCACGUUCGAGACCGUGUCGGCGCACGUCUGGAAGAAGAUCACCGCCGUGCGCGGGCUCGACGCCGGCGCGCGCACGUCGGUGAACGUCUCCGUGAACGGCCGCGCCCGGCUCGGGACAGGAACCGUGCCAAACGGCUUCUUCGGCAACCUCAUCAUCAACGCGAGCUCCGGCCCGACAGCGAGGGAGCUGACCACCGGUACUCUCGCGGACGCGGCGGCGCUGAUCCGCGCGGGGAUCCGCGCCGUCGACCGGCGCUACUUCCAGUCGUUCAUCGACUUCGGGGCGCUCCACGUCGACGGCGGCAGGGACGAGGAGGAGCCGCUUCAGCCGGCGAACGUGGACGAGCCCGGCGUGCUGUCGCCGGACGUGGACUCGGACAGCUGGCUGCACCUGGAGCUGCACCGGCUGGACAUGGGGCUCGGCGGGCGGCUCGCCGGGAUCCUGCCGGCGAAGGUGCCAGAGGACGGGGUGGUGGUGGUGAUGCCGAGCCUGAGGAAAAGUGGUGGGGUGGAGGUGUUCGUGGCGCUGUGGGAGAAGCACGCGAAUGAGCUCACCAGCAUCGCUUACACCAUGGAUUAGUGAAACACUAACCAAGAUGUAGCUGCCUAAUCACGCAUGUAAUAAUAACAACCUAUCUGAUUACUACUCAUGUAUACUACUCAAGUAUACUGCUGCAAUUAACGAAUGUGUGCGUGCGUAAAUAAAGAAAAGGUUAUCUUAGAAGUAAUCAGCGUAAUUGAAUCCGAAUCCGAAUCCAUCACGAUCGACAUUCUAGUUGUGCUUCACUCA
This is a messenger RNA of Oryza sativa Japonica Group (Japanese rice), 1618 nucleotides long. RefSeq names its product tryptamine hydroxycinnamoyltransferase 1-like. The record is from RefSeq and is a predicted model, not a curated record. Gene Ontology annotation, molecular function: acyltransferase activity, transferring groups other than amino-acyl groups. Lineage: Eukaryota; Viridiplantae; Streptophyta; Magnoliopsida; Poales; Poaceae.